Cyphomyrmex costatus is the source of this 4209-nucleotide messenger RNA. RefSeq lists its product as uncharacterized. NCBI's taxonomy places the organism in Eukaryota, Metazoa, Arthropoda, Insecta, Hymenoptera, Formicidae. Gene Ontology annotation, molecular function: nucleic acid binding. The transcript is spliced from 10 exons. The record is from RefSeq and is a predicted model, not a curated record. The coding region runs from base 1 to 4209 and encodes 1402 amino acids.
AUGGCCUCUAUCGAUGAAUUGUUGAGGAUGCAGACUCACCUGAUGAGCGCAAUAUCUCGCGCGCUUCCUAAUUUCAAGAAGUUGGGACAAGCCAAGAUGACACCUGCCGUAAUGCGGCAACGCCUCAACACUCUCAAGGAAACCUUUGCCAAAUGCCAAGAGCUGGAUAUUCAACUUUUAGCUACGGACGAGAAGGUGAAGGCAACUCAUGCGUACUUCACCCAAAAUUAUUUCCUAACCUGUGAGGAUUGUUACAACGAAGCAGCCGAUUUCACGGCUGAACUACUGGACAGUCACGAAUCCCGCGAACCCUCUUCCGCUGCACAUGAAUGUCACAAAAACUUGAUAAAUCAACACGAAAGGCGUGGGAACUUAAGCUCGGCGAUACGGUGGAAUAUCCACGUUACAGCACCCGCGAUUUCAAAAGAUAAAUCACCGACGACCUCCAAAGGCAAAACACUUGCCUCGCAUGCCGCGUCUACCGCUCAGUUCCUAUGUCCAUUAUGUAAAGCGAACCAUCUAUUGUAUCAAUACUCUACGUUUUUAAAGCAAACUCCCGUUCAACGUUUCGAUUUCAUUAAAACCCAAAAGCGAUGUUCCAACUGUUUCAGUGUAAAACAUUCUGUUAAGGAUUGUACGAAUUCUCGUUCGUGCAAACAGUGUAAUAAACGGCAUCACACGUUACUACAUCUUGAUACCCCCGCUCAGCCACUCGCUACUGAGCAACCGUCGACGUCCACCACCGCGAAUCUUGAAAGUCUAAGCGCCGUUGCGUCGCAUUUAAUAACGAAAACAGUAGCACCGAACUCUCAGAUCUUACUCGCAACAGCUCGCGUACGAGUUUAUUCGUCUCAUACAUGCUUUGUAAAUGCUCCUGCGCUCCUUGAUCAAGGAUCUGCCGCUACCUUUAUAACAGAAUCGCUUGCGCAACGCCUACGACUUAAGAAAAUUAAUUGUUCCGCCUUCAUCACCGGUAUAAGCGAAAUGCAGUCCGUCGUGCGUUACGCUGCCCAAAUUACCAUUACCCCCGCGGAUCGCGAUGGACCUGCUUACUCGACAAUCGCGCUUAUAUUACGAUCAUUAAUCAAAUACGUGCCAAAUCAAAUCGAGACAGCUCGUAACUGGAGCCACCUCAAGGGACUUAAGUUUGCCGAUGGUGACCCUAUGAGCUCGGAUCCGAUCGAUCUUAUCAUAGGUGCCGAUCUAUUCGGCCUGCUCAUCAUCAACGGAGUCCGAAAAGGAGCUCCGAAUGAACCUACCGCGCAAAAUACCACUCUCGGUUGGAUCCUUUCAGGACCAACAGCCUCGUUUUCAGCUAAUCACUCUACUAUCGAAUUUGCGCAUCACGGUGUUGUCCUUGAAACUCUCGAUCGCGAUCUUCGUCGAUUCUGGGAGAUCGAGGAAGUACCUCGGCAAAUUCUUCGCAGCCCUGAGGAACAUCAGUGCGAUGAACACUUCAGAACCACACACUCACCUUUCAUAGCAUGGAACAACGCCUACUUCGAGACACAACUAAAGCUUCCCUGUACCGCGAUUUUCUCACAGAAAUCACAAGAAUAUGAAACCCUCGGUCAUAUGACCAAAGUUACACCCGCCGAAAUUGUUACAUCAAACCAAGUUUACUAUAUCCCGCAUCAUGCUGUCCUACGCGACAGCAGUGCAACCACACGACUCCGAGUAGUCUUCAACGCAUCUUGCCGUACUUCAAACGGGAUGUCGUUGAACGAUCAUAUGCUCAUUGGCCCUAAACUGCAAAGGGACUUAGCCACGGUCAUCAUGCAGUGGCGCCAAUACCGUUACGUAUUUACCGCCGACAUUACUAAAAUGUACCGGCAAAUUUUAGUCGAUUCACGCGACACCAACUACCAACGCAUUGUAUGGCGACCGAACUCCGGUGAACCAAUCACGGAGUACCGUCUUCUCACAGUAACCUACAGCACAGCUGCCGCUCCAUAUUUAGCCCUCCGAGUCUUGGAUCAGCUUGUAGACGAUGAAGGAGCCAAAUUUCCGCUAGCCGCCCCCGUUCUCUGUCAUCAGACAUAUGUCGACGACUGCGCCUUCGGCGCCGACGACCAAAAUCUCGCUCGUCAAACACGCGAUCAAUUAAUAGAAUUGCUUAAAAAGGGAGGCUUUCGCCUUCGCAAAUGGGCGAGUAACGACUCGGAUCUGUUAUCCGAUAUCGAUUCAUCCGAUCAUGGUUUAGCCACUCAUAAAGUCAUGCAAGACGAUGAGCACAUUAAAGUAUUAGGAAUAAUUUGGAAUCCUAAAUUAGAUAUAUUUCAAUUUCGCGUCACUCUACCAUCGUCACCCGUCUGCACCAAACGAGUCAUUCUGUCAACAACUGCUAAGUUUUUUGAUCCAUUAGGAUGGGCUACCCCUGUCACUGUCACAGCCAAAAUUUUCUUGCAACGAUUGUGGGCACUUCAUUGCCACUGGGAUGAUGAAAUCCCUCGCCAACUUCUUGAUUGUUGGAUGGACUAUUAUAAACGACUUCCGUGCCUUAAUGCUCUGAGCAUACCGCGCUGGACCACUUCCAGUUCUCAGACGGUACACCGCGCCCUUCACGGUUUUUCCGACGCAUCGACAGCAGCUUACGCUGCAGUGGUGUAUCUUCGCACCGUCAGUCACGACGGCUCCGUUACCGUAACUCUUCUAACUGCCAAAUCAAAAGUGGCACCUCUUAAAACGAUAAGCGUUCCCCGCUUAGAAUUGUCCGCUGCAAUGCUCCUCGCGCGGUUAAUUCAAUUUACGCGCUCAGCGCUUCAGCUCCCGAAUAUAGAGUGUCAUUGCUGGACUGACUCCAUCAUUACACUUGCCUGGUUGGCUCAGUUACCUUCCCGAUGGAAAACCUUUGUAGCCAAUCGUGUUUCGACUGUUCAAUCACUAAUCCCCGAAGUACCAUGGCGUCAUGUCAUGACGCAAACAAAUCCAGCGGACUGCGCAUCACGCGGCCUCGUUCCCGACUUAUUGGAGAAGCAUGACCUGUGGUGGUCAGGCCCUCCCUGGUUACGACAACCUCCCGAGUCUUGGCCUCAUUUGUGCCCUUCGGUCCCUUCCAAUGCUCCUCUGGAACACCGCUCGGAUCCCCCAGUAUGUGCCUUACAUGCCACAUCAACCUGGGAUCUCGAGUCUCGUUAUUCUUCGUGGCCAAAAUUACUAAGGAUCACCGCGUAUCUUUAUCACUUUCUGAAUCGACUCCGAGCUUGUAAAGAUUCACAAUCUUGUGCCGUCACUUUGCUUCCCGAAAAAAUUCAGCAAGCCAAGAGUUACUGGCUUGGUCGGAUGCAGUCGCACAUGUUUCCGAGUGAGAUUGCAGCUCUAAAUCAACAGCGUCCGUUGCCAAAAAACAGCCCGCUAUCAACUCUGAACCCUUAUUUAGAUAAGGAGGGACUUAUUCGUUUGCGGGGAAGACUCCGACGAGCCAACCUCCCAGGAGCGACGAAGAAUCCCCUCGUCUUGCGUUCACACCCGCUGGUGGUACUCAUUAUCCAGCAUCAUCACCUUCGGAUGCUGCAUUCCGGCGUUCAAUUAACGCUCGCAUCAUUGCGAAGCGAAUUCUGGAUUCUCCGUGCCCGCGCUACAGUUCGAGGCGUUCUUUAUAAAUGUAUACAAUGUACGCGAGAACGUGCCGACAUACCUAUACUCAUGAGUGAUCUUCCUGCCGCAAGAGUUAACCGUACAGUACGCGCAUUUAUUCAUACCGGUGUCGACUAUGCAGGCCCGAUCGCCGUCCGAAUCAAUCCCGGUCGAGGACAUAAAUCGCGGAAAGCAUAUAUCGCGUUAUUCGUCUGCCUCACGACUAAAGCUCUACAUUUAGAGUUAGUCAGUGAUUAUACUUCGUCGACCUUCAUUGCAGCGUAUCAGCGACUGAAGAUGACUCAAAUUGAAGUCGAAACGUCUCAAUUACAUAUGGAUAAUAAUAAUCAUAUCAAUUGUGCCGAUCCAAUCCCGGGAUGUUCAUUUUGGGAUUCAAACCCAAAUGCCGAUCAAAUCCCGGGGUGUUCAUUUUGGGAUUCAAACCCAAAUGCCGAUAAAAUCCCGGGGUGUUCAUUUUGCGAUUCAAACCCAAAUGCUACGUACGACACUCCGGGUUCUACUUGGAACUCACAUUCAAACAUUGAGAUAGUAUCAUCUACGGGAGAACAUAACAAAUCAAACACAGCCAAGACUGCCGCCAACAAACACAAUCAAAAUCAUGGGAUGACGUAA